UUCCGUAAAAUGCAUAUUUCCGCCCAGCUAUAGAGUCCGGAUGUGACGUCAAAGGUAUACACGCACAAUCAUGGCUGCCUACAGGAGCGUUGGAGUUGGGGGCAAUCUUUUGGCCUUUUUAACGAGAUCGUACCAUGGGCUUAGCAAAACUCCCGAUAUAGUGAAAAGAAGUGCAUUGCCACAUCAUACAACCAACAUGUUUAUCAGAAACAUGUUUGUUCAAACCCAGAACACCCCAAAUCCAAAUAGUCUGAAGUUUAUCCCUGGCCGUGUGGUGCUGGAAUCGGGGACCAUGGACUUUACUGGACCUAGAGAUGCUUAUUGUUCCCCGUUGGCAAGGCAGUUAUUCAGAAUCGAUGGAGUCAAGAGUGUUUUGCUUGGCCCUGAUUUCAUCACCAUUACCAGGGAUAACGGAAACACAGAGUGGAAGGUGAUCAAACCAGAUGUUUUCGCCACCAUUAUGGACUUCUUCACAUCUGGACUUCCUGUUGUCAAUGAGGCAGAUGCACCAAGUGCAGACACAGCUCCUUCAGAAGAAGAUGAUGAGGUGGUUUCCAUGAUCAAAGAACUGCUGGAUACACGCAUAAGACCCACAGUUCAGGAAGAUGGUGGUGACAUUCUGUAUCGGGGUUUUGAGGACGGAAUUGUAAAGCUGAAGCUGCAAGGAGCCUGUACUAGCUGUCCUAGCUCCAUCAUAACACUGAAGAAUGGCAUCCAAAACAUGCUGCAGUUCUAUGUUCCUGAGGUGGAAGGAGUUGAGCAGGUGAAGGAUGAGGAAGUGGAUGUAGCAGAUAAAGUCAAGGAAUGAAUUCAGCUGGCCAAUGUCACUACCUUAGCCAGCAGCCAAAGUCACUUUAUUGUCCAAUCUUAUGCGAGUUUGAUAGUGGCUACUUAGUUAUACAACUUUAAAGAAGACUGAAAAAUCUGUGUAUUUUUCUUUAAACACAUUAGAUACAUCACUACAUUUUUGGCUAAAGAUUGUUAGGUUGGUGCUGUAACAGAUUGUUCUCUUGUAAUAUAUUUUACAGAAUUGAGUUAUUUGUAUCUCUCAGUGCACUGUCAAAAUCUCUCAAAGCAGACCAUUACCUGUAUAUUUGAAUAAAUGUAAAUAGUACAGUAUUAUUCUAUCAUGUAAGAAAACACGCACAAAAACAAAUAAAGCUAGGGUUCUCUUUAUUUCA
Triplophysa dalaica is the source of this 1181-nucleotide messenger RNA. It is a transcript of the gene nfu1, whose product is annotated as NFU1 iron-sulfur cluster scaffold homolog (S. cerevisiae). Gene Ontology annotation, molecular function: iron ion binding; iron-sulfur cluster binding. Gene Ontology annotation, cellular component: mitochondrion. NCBI's taxonomy places the organism in Eukaryota, Metazoa, Chordata, Actinopteri, Cypriniformes, Nemacheilidae. The transcript is spliced from 8 exons. The coding region runs from base 71 to 808 and encodes 245 amino acids. Gene Ontology annotation, biological process: iron-sulfur cluster assembly. The record is from RefSeq and is a predicted model, not a curated record.